Messenger RNA from Abrus precatorius (Indian licorice), 540 nucleotides. RefSeq lists its product as uncharacterized. The transcript is spliced from 2 exons. The record is from RefSeq and is a predicted model, not a curated record. NCBI's taxonomy places the organism in Eukaryota, Viridiplantae, Streptophyta, Magnoliopsida, Fabales, Fabaceae. The coding region runs from base 1 to 540 and encodes 179 amino acids.
AUGAAUGGGUUUGAGGCAUCAAAGUUGGAUGAUCUUAUUAGAGGUAAAUGCAGCAUGAAAGACAAACUUAUCAAUGUUCUAUUUGACUCUGGUGCUACACAUUUCUUUAUUUCUUUGGGUCAUCUUGAUAUUGUAUUGGAAAUAGAUUGGUUGUCAUCGAAUCACGUCCUUCUUAAUUGUAAAGAGAAGACACUAAUUUUCGAUACUGGUAUGCAAGAAAAUUCUAAAUUCCUAAGUAAGGGUGACUCAAGAAACAUGAUCAAUGCUAAGGCCUUCAUGGUAUUGUUCUCUUCAGAGGUAAAGAAGAGUGUGGAGGUUGAACAAAUACCGGUAGUGAAUGGAUUUUUAGAAGUUUUUCCGAAAGAUAUAACUGAAUUGCUGCUAAAGAGAGAGAUUAAGUUUACUAUUGACCUUACUCUCAAAGCCAGUCCAAUCUCUAUUGCACCUUAUAGGAUGUCACCAGUUGAAUUAGUUGAGGUGAAAAAGCAAGUGGAAGAUUCAUUGCAGAAACAAUUUGUGAGACCUAGUGUAUCACCUUAG